AUGAUCUUUCAAAGCCCCGCCUCACGCAAUAGCUUGCGAGCGCGGUGUCCUAUUGCGAUCCGGCGACCGUCGAAGCAACAGCAGCAAGGAGCAGUGGUAAGGCGGCGGACUGGGGAUCACGAGAUCAUAGGUUCGAUGCCCACUCUAUGCAAACUUUUUUUGCAGUUUUUCUUAUUUUCUAUGAUUUCGUUUAAGGGCUCCUAUUUUGAGUUUUGAGGCGUAUAAACAUGAAAACAUCUCCGUUUUUAGCCUAUUCGAACAUCUAGAAUUAUUUUCGUCAAAAAUUUUUUUUCAUGGAAUUUUUUUGAGAUUUUUUUCAUGUAUAUGAGCAUGGGCUGGAGUGAGAAAAAUUUUUCAAAAAAAUUCUUUGUUUUUCAUUUUUGUUUUUUUCUUGUGGAAGAAAAAUUCUGUGGUUUUUCGGUGUAUCAAUGAAUAAUUGGACUGAAAAAUUUUAGAAUAAAAAUUUAAAAAGAAAAAGAACCAAAAAAAUUUUUUUUGAAAAAUUUUUCCUCACUCGAGCCUAUGCUCAUACACAUGGAGAAUAACGAAAAAAAUUAUAAGAAGAAUUUUUUGAGAAAAAAAGUCCAGGUGUUUGAAUAGUUUCAAAACGGAGAACUUUCACAGUUUAACGCUUCAAAACUCGAAAAAGAGCACUUUCGCAAAAAUUUUCCGAAACUUCAGCAGUCGUAGUUGAACGGUGAGGUCUAUUAAAGCCAGGAAAAAAAUUUUUCUGUGGGAUAUGUGAGCGUAUCUAUGACUAAUUAAACUUCGAUUCUCAGUCUAUCAAAGAUCCUUUGAGCAAAUUUAUAGAAAACUCCAGACCCUAUGCAAAAAUGACCUUCCAUGUGAAGCUCUCCUCGCGAAGGGGCCAUCUGGCGACGCCUUCGACUGAUAGCUCAGCCUCUAAACCUCAACCUUCAACUUCUUUGUUGUAGUUGCCUCCUGAACUAGCUCGGUGUGAGCACGAUGAUAGUCUCUCCUUGAUGAGUCUCCUGAGGCCUUAGCGGUCCUGUUUCAGGAUUGCGCGAUGUGUAUUUUGACACAAUUUCGCCUAGUUUAGAGAGAACUGUCAGCAGAAACUGCUGUUUGUGUAUCGCCAAGUGAUCUCCGAACACGUGGAAAUUUUAAAACUUCAGUAAAGGACGAAGAGUGGGACAGCAAUGUGAUCGUUUCUUCGUAUUAUAAAUAUAUAAUAAAUAUUUUACUUCAACAACUACGUUGUCUAGCAAAAUAUAACAUUAUCAUUAGCGAAAAAUUGAUAUAAGUUCAAAAAGUAGAUAUGAACUGAUGAAAUUAGACGUGAGAAUUCAGGCGUAUGGAAGUCGAAACGCAGAAGUCAGUCCGUCAUGAGAGUUUCUCUGGUCUUGCUGGUGGUUUUCGCCCUCGUCGUGAGUUUUUCGGAUCCCGGUUUCUUGUUUUCCGAGACUUUAUAAAAACGACAAAUUCGAAAAUCCACUUCUUUUGGCGAAAAGGGAUCUCAACUACACUGCUCCACAUAAUUAUAUAUCCACCUGAGAUUUUUCGAAAAAUCGAGUAUACGGAGAGCUUCUGAAAAUCUUUUUGUUGUCAAAAGAUGGGAAUUUUGAUCAGAUUAAUGUAGCUAUUAACGAAGUUUCUAUUGAAAAAAAGAAAUGUUUUCAAAACUUUCAAUUUUUUUCAAAAAAACCGAAUUUUUCCGUUCCACAUAAUUAUAUAUUCACCUGAGACUUUAAACUUUUUGAACCAUUUUUUUCCGGUUUUUUGUAUCAGUUAUCAUUUCCUCAUCAUUUUUGUUUGAAAUGAAGAAGAAUAAGAGCAAAAAGGUUUUCGAAAAAGUGGGAGAACCUUGGAUCUAAUCAGAGAACGGUCGCGGUGCUUUUUUGGCUUCGCGUUAAAUCGCAAACCGCUACUCCCUGACGUCAUCCCUAUGACAUCCUCUUCAUUUGCAAAAUUCGCACACGCAGCCAUAUCAUUUUAUUCAUCUUUUACGUUCCAAUUUAUAAAAUUAGAUUCGACGUGAAAACUUCUCCGGUCACAUGAGAAACAGAAAGAUAUCACACUUGAAAAUCCCCUUUUGAUUGGAAACUUUUUUUUAUUCUUUUAUUUUCUUGCUUUUUUUAGAAACCUUUUAAAAUUUUUAGAAACCCACGCUUACGCACAGUAUGCUCCUUUAAAUUUUUUUUCUUUUUUUUUGGGAAAUACAUUUCACAGAUUUUUUCGCUACGCGUAUCAAGCUUGCAUCGUUUAGAGCUACCUGAUAGUGUUAUUAGUGUCCACUUUUUGAAACUAAAUGCCUUUCAUGUCAAGUAUUCAUUUAUUUGACGAAUUUUUCACUGUGGCUCAGUUUUUUCGAAGCGAGCCACAGUCGGCUUCGCGCUAUGCGCGCUCCGCCUCCGUGAGAAACCUUAAAACUAAGCCUAUUUUCUUAAGUAAUGCAUGAAUCUGUAGGCGCAGUUUUAAUGCAAAGGCGCAAUUCAGGCUCUUCCCAUUCUUCAAUUUUUUCAAUUUCAAUUUCAAUUCAAUUCAAUUUAUUCAGUCUUCAGAGUAACACGGUGUUCCGCGCAAUGAAAAAAAAUGCGAAAUUUUGGGUCCCAGCGGCAUAUUAUCCGUGGCGCAUUAUUGCGCCCUUCUCAUGGUUUCUGAUGCAAACAUUGAAUUACUUCACUUUUUUCAUUGGUUUUUUACUUUUUUCUAUUUCUUGCAUUUAUGUGAUCCACCUCUCUAUGGGUACAUCUUGUGGAGCUUUAAAUUGCGCAUUUUUCUAAACCGGUUUCAGAUCUUUAACUUUUUUCUCAAAAGAGCUGAAGAUUUUUCUAAAAGUCCUAAUUUUUCAAAAUUUUGAAAUCUGUUUCGCGACAUGAAAAUAAUCACUUUUUAAUUUAAUCAGGUAAUAAUAAAAAAAGUUAUUAUCUAGUUCCUUUGACGUAGUUUGAAACCGGUUUCGUGUAAAUUAGAGCCAAAUUGAAUUUGCUGAUGCAGUUUAAUGAUUUUGAUAUAUGCAUCAUCUAAAUUAUAUUUUUUUCUAGUUUUUUUUGAUGGUUUUUUUCGGAUUUAAACAAAAAAAUUUCGCCAUACGAGGUUUUUUUCUAAAAAUUUCUGAUUUCUAUCCAAUUAUUUGUUUUUUUCUGAAGCUAGGUUUUUCGAGGUAUAUAAAAUGUUUUUUUUUCAUUUGCUCCUCGAAUUUUCCUCAUUUCAAUAUUUUUCGUAUUUAUAAAUGCUUAUUCAAUGGGAGCUGAUUCAUUUUCAUAUUAUUUUUUUUGUUUUUUUAUUUUGUAAUCAGUAAUUUAGAGUUUUCCCUUUUCGAAAUCGUUCCUAAAUGUUUUUUUAACAUAAGUGAAUGUUUUUUCACAUCAUAUUCUUCAAAAUGACAAAUUUCGAACAUUUCAGGAGCUAUUAUCCUGAAAUCGCAAAUUCAAAUAAAAUUGAAAAAAAGUAUUUUGAGUAUGCGAUAGUGCGUCUCGGUGUGCUUACACCCUAAGCAUCAUAAUUUACGAAAAGUCUUGACCUUGCGAAAUGAAAAAAACACCGUGGUAAGUUGAAGAAAAUCUCUGCUGAAUCAUGGUAGAAUCGAAGAGUUAGUCGUCGGCGCGGGUUACGGUCCACAAUCUUUGUCCAAUACGUCCCGGAGUGACAGCUAGCGUUGGGAAAUAAUGUGGGCCCGUUGGUAGCACCAGCGAAUAAACUGCUUCACCAUGUUGGAACAGUACAGCGCCCAGCUUGUCCAGGGCUGACGGGCGUCGGAAUAUUAUCCCAUGAGAGAGCAGCAAUGAGACCGACCAGUCGACGUGAUGAAAUGAGAUAAUAAUAAUCUGCCGAAUCACGUUCACGUGAAAGAAAUGAAUAUAUAGCCAAAUAUUUCGAUUACGCUUAUUUCUAAUGUUACGAAUGGUGUCAUGAAAUGACGUCAGGGAGUUGCGGUUUGCGAUUUAACGAAAACUUUUUUAAAAACAUUUCUUUUUCAAUAGAAACUUUGUUGAUGGCUACAUUAAUCUGAUCGAAAUUCCCAUCUUUUGACAACAAAAAGAUUUAUAGGAACUCUCCGAAUACUCGAUUUUUCAAAAAAUCUCAGGUGGAUAUAUAAUUAUGUGGAGCAGCGUAUUUGAUCAGUUACAGCGCAGUCGUAAAAAAUGUUUUGUUUUUGAUUUUUUGAGACUAAUUUUCAAAACGCGCUGUAAAGCUGCGUUUUUUCCGCGGAUUAAAACUCAGCAACAUUUUUUCAGAAUCCAUCGGAAGCUUUUUUUGUUGAACACCUUCGUAAAGCAGCGAAUGCUGUGGCGGGUGGUAUAAAGAAAGUGGUAAAGGAUGUUAAGGAGGUAAAAAUUAAAAUUCAAAAUAAAUACUAUGCAGAACUUUAGUUUAUAUUUCCUACUCCGCCUCCACCUCCAGAACCAGAACCAGAAGCUCCUCCACAAGAAGUUACAACUCGUCGUCCAGCUUAUCGUCCAGCUUAUCCUCCAGCUUAUCCCCCAGCAUAUCGUCCAGCUUAUCCUCCAGCUUAUCCCCCAGCAUAUCCUCCAGCUUAUCCUCCAGCUUAUCCUCCAGCUUAUCCCCCGGGACAUGGGCCUCCUCCACAACAGCCCAUUAUUAUCAAAAGAAGCAUCGAAGUGAGUCGCCGCGAAACUGCAACAUAUUUUUUCAAGUUUUCUGAAAAAUUCCUUGCUUAAUCAUGGAAUAUUUUUAGGGUUUUCGUCGGUUUUGUUUCAAUAGUAGUAGUCGAUUGUUAGCGGUUCGAUGAUCAGCUACUUUUCCAAGUAUAAAUGGUUCCCGGCUUUUCCGAAGCUGACGGUCGUAGGAUUGAGUCUCACUAAGAAUAACUGA
Molecule: messenger RNA, 4797 nt
Organism: Caenorhabditis auriculariae
Lineage: Eukaryota; Metazoa; Nematoda; Chromadorea; Rhabditida; Rhabditidae
Source: the annotation of a GenBank genome assembly